This is a messenger RNA of Alternaria ethzedia, 336 nucleotides long. RefSeq lists its product as uncharacterized. Lineage: Eukaryota; Fungi; Ascomycota; Dothideomycetes; Pleosporales; Pleosporaceae. The coding region runs from base 1 to 336 and encodes 111 amino acids. The transcript is spliced from 2 exons. The record is from RefSeq and is a predicted model, not a curated record.
AUGCCAGACGUUUACAAGACGGGCUACACGAGUAGUUAUUCCAUCGUCAAAGGAAUUGAGCGCAUGUUGAAGUUGCCCGGGCGGCCGUAUUCGCGAUUCGACAAAUGCGACGUAAAGCUAGUUGCUAGCAAGCAGGAUUUCAAGAAAUAUCAAGACAGUGAUGGUAGAUGCGAGCGCCUCUUCAAAAAGGGGGUAGAUGGGGAGAUAAUUGACGACGGAUGGAUCACGAAAGGCUUGUUUGCCGUAUGUAAAGUGGCUGCGGAACUGAUUCGCAAAAGAAAGGAGAAGAAGAAAGCACGCAAGUUGAGGCUACAUCAAGGCCAUUUGGUCAAGUGA